This is a messenger RNA of Bathycoccus prasinos, 693 nucleotides long. RefSeq lists its product with no specific name. Bases 1 to 693 code for a protein of 230 amino acids. The transcript has a single exon. The record is from RefSeq and is a predicted model, not a curated record. NCBI's taxonomy places the organism in Eukaryota, Viridiplantae, Chlorophyta, Mamiellophyceae, Mamiellales, Bathycoccaceae. Gene Ontology annotation, cellular component: cytoplasm; nucleus.
AUGACGAUGAAUUCAAACGAUACUGCGAACGAAAAUAAAAAGAUGACGAGCACGAAGAAAAGAAGAGUGUGCGCGUUACACGGCCGAGGCGGGAGCGCGAAUUCCUUCUCCAAUUUCCUCCAAAAGAUAGUCGAGGAAACGGAAGACACGGUAGAGUGGACGUUUUUAGACGGCCCGAUCGACGAAGGGAAAAUGCACAAGUUUACCGGGAACGCGAACGGGAAAGCGUUGGCGUGGUGGGUGUUGCCGGCGAACACGAGAACGUACUCGGCGGAAGUGUUGGACGGCAUCGAAAUGAGUUGCGAACGAGUGACACGAGAAGGGCCUUUUGAUUGUUUGAUUGGUUUUUCGCAAGGCGCGACGCUGAGCUCGGUGUUGUGCGCGAGGAAGUGCGGGUGCGACGAGGAGAGGAAACAAUUCGAGAGCGUGGUGUUAGUCUCUGGAGCGAGACCUGGGGUUGGAAAGGAGUGGGAGCGAGUGCAAAAAGAGGCGAGAUUUGGCGCGAAGAAGAGUUUGCACGUCAUCGGGGAAACCGACGCCAUCAAUCCGAAAGCGUUGGGGUUCGAGUUGGCGGAGUGUUUUGGAGGGGAGGAGUUUGGGAGCGAAAUCGUGACGCACGAGAGAGGGCACAUUGUUCCAAUAGACGAGGAGAGGAUCGUGAAGAAGAUCAUAGAGACGUUGACGGGUUCGUAG